This is a messenger RNA of Opisthocomus hoazin, 4453 nucleotides long. The record is from RefSeq and is a predicted model, not a curated record. Lineage: Eukaryota; Metazoa; Chordata; Aves; Opisthocomiformes; Opisthocomidae.
AUGCAGGAAGACCUGAAUAGGCUGGAAGAGUGGGCUAACAAGAAUCUUAUGAAGUUCGACAAAGACAAAUGUAAGGUCUUGCACCUGAGAAAACAUAGCCUGGGAGUGCAGCACAGGCUGGGAUCUACCUGGCUGGGGACCAGCUCUGUGGCAAGGAUCCUGGGGGUCCUGGUGGACAACAAACUCGAUAUGAGUGAACAGGGUGCUGCUGCAGCAAAGAAAGUCAACAGGUUCCUGGGUUGCAUCAACAAGGGCGUCACCCGCAGAGACGAAGAAGUCAUUAUCCCACUCUACUCAGCACUUCUCACUGCCCUCGCCCUGGACGUGCUGGCUGCUGAGGACCCGGAGACCCCCCCGGACCUCCUGGUUCUUAAUCUCACCUGCUCUUGGCCCAGUGACACACGGCAGCAAGGCUUCCUGUCAGCGCCAAUGACCCCAGCUUGCCCCCUCGUUGCCUUCUCGCAGCAGGAGGUAAGGGAGCUGAAGAUAGCCUGCCAGCCCGCUACCUGGGACUUGGACCAGGAGUGGCUUUUCUGGGUGGAAAUGGAAGUGCCUCCUCGACACCUUUUUGUUUUCAUCAUCCUGGUAAAGCCCAUGAACACAUUGGCCCCUGUGGCCGCUUUCAGUCAUGUGGUUGGCCCACAGCUGAUGCUCUUCGAGGGCCAGUCAUGGCCCCUCUCUGGCAACUUGGAGAUCAGCGAUGAGGACAAUCUGAAAGAGGUGAAGGUCUGGGUCACACAGUGUCUGCAAUAUGGGAAGACCGAGGUACUGGGCAUACCGUCCAGCCUCAAGCACUUCACUGCUGCAGAACUAGCAGCAGGGCAGGUGAUUUGCCAGCAUGAUGGCAGUGAGCACAGCUACAGUGACAACAUUGUUUUCCACAUGGCAGAUGGGCAGCACCAGGUCGAAUUUCUGUACCCCAUCACCAUUGCUCCUGAAGACAAUCAGCCACCGCUGCUGAAUGCAGAUACAGGGCUGGUGCUGAGUGAGCACCAGACUGUCCAAAUCUCACUUUUUGUCCUCAGUGCCACAAACAUUGACUCUGAUGAUACCUCUGUCUGAUUUUUCCUGGCUGAGGACUCAGCAGUGUCCCUACUACACUUCCAAUGCUUUGGUGAGCUGCUGCUGCAUCAGGUAGAGCAACCAGCAUCUUAUGAGAGCAAAGAAAGUGGUUUGUGGAGGAUGAACACCUGUAUCAGAGUGGUGAGUGAAUGGCUGCAGCAGGACAUCCUUGAUGGGAGGCUGUUCUUCAGGCACAUGGGAGCUCACAGCGCCAGCCUGGUGAUGGGCCACAUUGUGUUCCACCUGCAGGAUGACAAGGAUCCCACUCACCAAUCAGGGGAGCAUGUGCUUGCUGUCAGAGUCCAACUGGUAGACAAUCUGCCACCUGCACUGUACCCAGGUACCAGCCUGCAGAUGACAGUGCAGGAGUACCAGCUAACUGUCUUUAAGAAGCACUAUUUACGGUACACUGACCUGGAUAUGGAUGACAGGGAGUUGAAGUAUGCUUUACUGACACCCCCAGCUGACACAGAUGAGAACCACUCUGUGGUCACUGGAGAUACUGUGUUGGCUGACAGUCCUGAGAUGUCCAUUACACUUUUCACCCAAGCCUAGGUGAACCACCACAAGGUGGCACAUCGACCCCUGGAUCAGGAGCUGGGGAACACACCACGAGUGGUUCGGUUCAUGCUCGUUGUAGAGGACUCAGCUGGCAAUUCUCUACAAGGUACCUUUACUCUCUUCCUGCAGCCAAUGGACAACCAGCUACAUCAGAUCACCAACACAGGCUUCACUGUGCUGGAGGGAAACUGCUUCUUUCUCGCCAGCAAUCAACUGGAUGCCACAGAUGAGGACACAUCUGUAGACCAGAUUGUCUUCCCUGUGACUUGAGCUCCAGAGCAUGGCUAUCUGCUUUAUCUAGAGAAGGAUGUGAUGGUGCGAGGGGAAUCUUUCCUGCUAGAUGAUAUUGCGGGUGGGUGCAUCUCCUACAAGCACAGCGGUGGUGAGUUUGCCGGUGAUUCUUACCAGUUGAAAGUGAGUGAUGGAGUCCAUCAUGUGCCAGUCACGUUGAAGAUUGCUGUGCAGCCUAUGGAUGAUGAAAACCCAAGUAUUGCUCUUCCUGGUGGUCACAGGUAGGUUGGAGCAGCCAUUGGUGUCCUGGAAAAUAGUGCUACUGCAAUUACUACAUCACUUAUCCAGGGUACAGAUGAUGACACGGAUGACUUGGUACUGACCUUCACUGUGCAGGAUCCACCUAAGCCCGGUCACGUCCUCGUGGAUGGAGUGCGAUCAGAAAAGUUUACCCAGCACAGCCUCAUCAGUGCAGCAGUAGCCUACGCUCACACCAGUGGAGAGACUGGCUUGAAAAAGAGGUAUGAUUCCUUCAGUCUCACCAUUUCUGACCUCUCCGGUGAAUGGGUAGUGGCAGGCAGCACAGUAAAAAGGGUGCAUGUGGCUGUAACUGUAUUGCUUGUGGACAGCAUUGCACCUGAAGUGAUGGUUGCAGCAGAGACGCUCAGUGUCCUCGAGGGAGGGAAGAGUACUAAAUCUGGUCAGCUGGAUGUGGAGGUCAUAGAUACUCCCAGAGACAUCUCGUGUGUUGUCACAGUUCAGUCUACUUCCAGAUAUUUGGAGAAUGUCUCUCCAGCCCCAGGGUCUGAGAAGUCUCGAGCCGGUACUGCUAUUAGUGCUUUUUCCAUCAAAGAUGUUUGUCUGGGCCGUGUCAACUAUGUGCAGAGCAUUCACAAAGGCAUGGGUCCUCUGGAGGAUGAAUUCACUUUCCAGUGCUCUGAUGGUGUUAACUUCUCACCUCACCAGUUCUUCCCCAUUAUCAUCAUCCCCACCAAUGAUGAAAAGCCAGAGCUGUUUGUGCAUGAAUUCAUGGUGCUUGAGGGGAUGAGCCUGGUGAUUGACACCCCCAUCCUCAACGGAGCUGAUACAGACAUGCCUCCAGAUGAACUGUGUUUUGUAAUUGCUGUAACUCCUAAGCAUGGGCAGAUUGUGCAGCAGCUGUCCACAGGCACUGUGUCUGUUCACAGCUUCACCGUGGAGAAGAUCCAGGAGGCUUCCAGCAUUGUGUAUGAACACGAUGACUCGGAGACAAAAUAAAACAGCUUCCAAAUUUGGCUGACUAAUGGACACCACACCGUGGAGCAGAAUGUGCCGAUUAUGGUGAUUCUGGUAGAUAAUGAGACCCCCAGGAUGGCAAUCAACAGUGGUCUGGAACUAGAGAUUGGCAAGUUUAAGGUCAUCUCUAGUCAAGACCUUAAAGCCAACAUCGAUUCAGAGGACAAGAGCCUCAUUUAUGUUAUCCAUUUGGUGCCUUUGCAGGGUUUCUUACAGCAUCUGAACAGGCAAGAGGAAGUGCCGUGUAACAUUACACAAGGCACAAACUUCACACAAGAUGAUUUAGAUCAGGGUUUUAUCUGCUACAUUCAUACUGGCCUACAUGGAGUACGUGAUCUGAUUAAAUUUGAUGUUACUGACGGUAUUAAUGCCCCGAUAGACAGGUACUUCUAUAUUACCAUUGGCAGCAUUGAUAGGGUCUUUCCUGAGGUGAUCAACGAGGGUGUAACUCUGAAAGAAGGUGGAAAGGACACAACUGAUGUGCUCAGCACGAGUGAUGUUAACAGUCCUGAUGAAAGUUUGCAUUUCAGUGUCACCCGGCACCCAACCUGGGGCCAUCUAGAGAAUUCAGACAGUUGUGGAGUACCCGUUAUUUCCUUUACUCAACUCCAACUUGCUGGCAACUAGAUUUACUACAUUCAUAGUGCAGAGGAUGAGGUGAAGAUUGACAGUUUUGAGUUUGAAGUGACAGGUGGGUAUAACCCAGUCUUCCAUAACUUCAGAGUCUGUAUCACAGAUGUGGAGAAUAAAAAGCCAAUUCUGACUAUUGGUGACCUGGUGGUUGAUGAAGGGGAGACCAGGCUGAUCACCCCUUUUGAGCUGACUGUGGAAGACAGGGAUAUGCCUGACCAUUUACUCCUAUUCACGGUCACUCCGGUUCUGGUGCAUGGCCACAUUUUGCUCAACAGCAGCUACCCAGUCACCAGCUUUACCAAACAAGACUUUAAUGAGAACCUUAUCAGCUACAGACAUGAUGGUAUAGAAACCAGCCAGGAUAGUUUCUGCUUCUCUGUGACAGAUGGGACCCACACAAACUUUGUUUUCCCUGACACUAGCAAGGACAUCCAUCAACCCCAGAUGAUAAGGAUUCAGAUCAGCUCACUGGACAACAGGGUGCCACAAUUAGUGGUGAACAAGGGUGCCCCUACUCUGAGAAGCCUUCCAGCUGGGCAUCUGGGCUUCCUGAUCACUAGUAAGGCUCUGAAGGCAGAGGAUCAAGACAGUCCACACAAGCUGUUGAAAUACAGAAUAACAGAUGGGCUGGACCAUGGCUUCGUCAUGAAUACUGGCCUUGGAAAUGAGAGCGUUAGAACAUUUAUGCAAG